GCGGCUUGUGCGGCCCCUCUUUCACGUGACGCCGCUUCUAGCUUGGAAUCCGAGGUGCUCCAGGUUCACCUGCCUCGCCCAAACUGCACCAGCUCUGACUCUAUCUCUCUCCCCUCCUCCACCCCUCUCAUCCCCUCAGUUUACGCCCUUCAUACGCAUUCUGCCAGAAAGUGCAGGCGUGCAUACACACCAUUCAGAAUGACGACCCUUGCGAUAGAUAAGAAUGCCGCGGCCAACUCGUCGGCCAUUGACGACAACGAGUAUGACGAGGAGCACGGCGAACACCACCCCCACCGCAACUCGGUCCACCACCGUCUGCGAGCCAACAGCUCAAUCAUGCAGCUGAAGAAGAUUCUGGUGGCCAAUCGCGGAGAAAUCCCCAUCCGAAUCUUCAGGACGGCUCACGAGCUGUCGUUGCACACUGUGGCUGUUUACAGUCAUGAGGACCGUCUUAGCAUGCACAGGCAAAAGGCCGAUGAGGCCUACGAGAUUGGCGCUCGGGGCCAGUACACGCCCGUCGGUGCCUACCUGGCCGGCGACGAGAUUAUCAAGAUCGCCAAAGAGCACGAUGUGAACAUGAUUCACCCGGGUUACGGUUUCUUGUCUGAGAACGAGGAAUUCGCCCGCAAAGUAGAGGAGGCUGGUUUGAUCUGGAUCGGCCCAACACACCAGACCAUCAAUGCUCUUGGUGACAAAGUGUCUGCUCGAAAACUUGCCAUCAAGUGCAAGGUCCCCGUCGUCCCCGGCACGGAAAACCCCGUCGAGAAGUUCGAAGAGGUCAAGGAAUUCACCGACCAGUACGGAUUCCCCAUCAUCAUCAAGGCAGCCUUUGGUGGUGGUGGCCGUGGUAUGCGUGUGGUUCGCGAGCAAGCCACUCUCCAGGAAAACUUUGAGCGUGCAGUGUCCGAGGCCAAGUCCGCCUUCGGAAACGGUACCGUUUUCGUUGAGCGCUUCCUCGACAAGCCCAAGCAUAUCGAGGUCCAGCUUCUCGGUGAUAACUAUGGCAACGUAGUCCACCUGUACGAGCGUGACUGCAGUGUCCAGCGUCGUCACCAAAAGGUCGUUGAGAUUGCUCCAGCCAAGGAUCUGCCGGUUAAGAUGCGCGACGAGAUUCUUGAUUGCGCUGUCCGGCUUGCCCAGUCGGUCAACUACCGCAAUGCCGGUACCGCCGAGUUCUUGGUAGACGAGAAAGGCUUUUACUUCAUUGAAAUCAACCCCCGAAUUCAAGUCGAGCACACCAUUACCGAAGAAGUCACGGGCAUCGAUAUUGUUGCAGCGCAGAUCCAGAUUGCCGCCGGUGCCUCCCUCGAGCAAUUGGGCCUCACACAAGAUCACAUUUCCACACGAGGCUUUGCCUUCCAAUGUCGUAUCACAACCGAAGACCCGGCAGCGGGCUUCGCACCUGACACCGGAAAGAUCGAGGUGUACCGUUCCGCAGGCGGCAACGGUGUCCGUCUCGAUGGUGGUAAUGGUUUCGCUGGUGCCAUCAUCACCCCCCACUAUGAUUCCAUGUUGGUGAAGUGCUCAUGCCGUGGAUCCACAUACGAGAUUGUGCGACGAAAGAUGCUCCGUGCUCUUGUCGAGUUCCGUAUCCGUGGCGUCAAGACCAAUAUUCCUUUCCUCCUCAAGCUCCUCACACACGAUACCUUUAUUGACGGCAAGUGCUGGACUACCUUCAUUGACGACACCCCUUCUCUGUUCGACCUGAUUGGUUCUCAGAAUCGUGCCCAGAAGCUGCUUGCCUACCUCGGUGAGCUUGCCGUCAACGGUAGCUCCAUCAAGGGCCAGGUCGGUGAGCCCAAGUUUAAGGGCGAGAUCAAGAUUCCCGUUCUCCACGACUCGAACGGCAACAAGGUCGACACAUCUGCUCCUGCCACCAAAGGAUGGCGGAACGUCAUUCUCAAGGAUGGUCCCGAGGGCUUUGCCAAGGCAGUCCGCGCCAACAAGGGCUGUCUCAUCAUGGACACUACCUGGCGUGACGCCCACCAGUCUCUCCUUGCCACUCGUGUUCGAACAGUUGAUCUGCUCAACAUUGCCAAGGAGACUAGCCAUGCUUACUCCAACGCUUGGGCUCUCGAGUGCUGGGGUGGAGCAACCUUUGAUGUGGCCAUGCGUUUCCUCUAUGAGGAUCCUUGGGACAGGUUGAGGAAGAUGAGGAAGCUUGUACCCAACAUUCCCUUCCAAAUGCUUCUCCGUGGAGCCAACGGUGUGGCUUACUCUUCCCUUCCCGACAACGCCAUCUUCCACUUUGUGGAGCAGGCGAAGAAAAACGGUGUCGAUAUCUUCCGUGUCUUCGAUGCCCUGAACGAUGUCGACCAACUCGAAGUUGGUGUCCAGGCUGUCUUGAAGGCCGGUGGUGUAGCUGAAGGUACCGUGUGUAUCUCAGGAGAUCUACUCAACCCUAAGAAGAAGUACAAUCUUGAGUACUACCUCUCUGUGGUGGACAAGAUUGUCGGCAUGGGCGCUCACGUGCUCGGGAUAAAGGACAUGGCUGGUGUGUUGAAGCCCAAGGCUGCUACCCUCCUUGUUGGUGCCAUUCGCAAGAAGUACCCCGAUCUUCCUAUUCACGUUCACACCCACGACUCUGCCGGCACGGGUGUAGCUUCCAUGGCCGCCUGUGCCGCGGCGGGAGCUGAUGCUGUUGACGCCGCUACCGACAGCAUGUCUGGAAUGACUUCCCAACCUAGCAUUGGUGCCAUUUUGGCGUCGAUCGAAGGCACCGAUUACGAUGCCGGUCUUGAUGCUCACAUGAUCCGUCACCUCGACGCCUACUGGGCUCAACUCCGUCUGCUGUACUCUCCUUUCGAGGCUGGUCUUACUGGUCCCGACCCCGAGGUUUACGAGCACGAGAUUCCUGGUGGACAGCUCACCAACCUCAUCUUCCAGGCCUCUCAACAGGGUCUUGGUGAGCAGUGGGCUCAAACUAAGAAGGCCUACGAACACGCCAACGAUUUGCUGGGCGACAUUGUCAAGGUUACUCCUACCUCCAAGGUUGUUGGUGACUUGGCUCAAUUCAUGGUGUCUAACAACCUGUCUUACGAUGAUGUGCUCAAGAAGGCCGAGCAGCUCGACUUCCCAUCCUCGGUGUUGGAAUUCUUCGAGGGACUCAUGGGCCAGCCCUACGGCGGAUUCCCCGAGCCUCUCCGCUCACACGCCCUCCGCGACCGUCGCAAGAUGGACAAGCGUCCCGGUCUUUACCUCGAGCCUGUCGACUUGACCAAGAUCAAGUCGGACCUCAAGGCCAGGUGGGGAGAUGCCACUGAGUGUGACGUCGCCUCCCACACCAUGUACGCCAAGGUCUUCGAAGACUACAAGAAGUUCACCAGCAAGUACGGCGAUCUUUCCGUUCUGCCUACGCGCUACUUCCUCUCCCGUCCCGAGAUUGGCGAGGAGUUCCACGUCGAGCUCGAGAAGGGUAAGGUGCUCAUCUUGAAGCUUCUUGCCGUUGGUCCUCUCUCUGAGCAGACUGGUCUUCGUGAGGUCUUUUACGAGGUCAAUGGUGAGACUCGUGCUGUUACCGUCGAGGACAAGCACGCUGCCAUCGAAAACGUUCGGAGGCCCAAGGCCGACCCCACCGAUACCAGCCAGGUCGGCUCGCCCAUGUCUGGUGUGCUUGUUGAGGUCCGCGCCAAGGACGGUGGCGAUGUCCUCAAGGGUGACCCCAUUGCUGUUCUCAGCGCCAUGAAGAUGGAAAUGGUCAUCUCUGCACCCCACUCUGGAAAGAUCGGCAACUUGUCCGUCCGCGAGGGCGACUCUGUCGAUUCUGGCGACCUUGUCUGCAAGAUUGUCAAGUGA
Molecule: messenger RNA, 3795 nt
Organism: Periconia digitata
Lineage: Eukaryota; Fungi; Ascomycota; Dothideomycetes; Pleosporales; Periconiaceae
Source: the annotation of a GenBank genome assembly